AUAGUGACAAAUCGAGUGAGCUACAGAGCUAUGCAGGCCUGGUUUUUAAGUAAUGACUUCAAGGGCUCAGCUAUAGAGAUCAGGAGCAUAGAGGAGUUUUCUUGGUUGAAUGCUUCAUAUUCUCCUGUUGUUAAGCAACUGCUGGACUCAGAUGCAAGAGUGUACUAUUUCGGGGAACAGACAAGUCAAGAUACGAUUUCCGAGCCAAAAGUGAGAAACCCAAAGUACUUGUCAUUACUGAACCAUUUCAGAUUUUACAUUCCCGAGAUCUAUCCACAGCUAGAGAAGAUCGUUUUCCUAGAUGAUGAUGUUGUUGUUCAGAAAGAUUUGACUCCACUCUUCUCCUUGGAUCUCCAUGGAAACGUCAAUGGAGCUGUGGAAACAUGUCUUGAAGCCUUUCACCGUUAUUACAAGUAUCUAAAUUUCUCGAACCCUCUCAUCAGCUCAAAGUUCGACCCGCAAGCAUGUGGAUGGGCUUUUGGCAUGAACGUUUUUGAUCUGAUCGCUUGGAGGAAAGCGAACGUGACUGCUAGGUAUCAUUACUGGCAAGAGCAGAAUAGAGAACGAACGCUAUGGAAACUCGGGACACUCCCUCCAGGUCUACUGUCUUUCUAUGGUCUUACAGAGCCACUGGACAGAAGAUGGCAUGUCUUGGGUUUAGGUUACGAUGUAAACAUCGAUAACCGUCUGAUUGAAACCGCAGCUGUGAUUCACUAUAAUGGUAACAUGAAGCCUUGGCUAAAGCUGGCCAUUGGUAGGUAUAAACCUUUCUGGUUAAAGUUUUUGAACUCGAGCCAUCCUUAUUUACAAGAUUGUGUCACAGCUUGAAGCAAAAGGACUUUGAGAGUUGAGACUAAUCCAUAUCAGAAGAUUCUUGAUUGCUUAUACACUUUGAAGAUUCUUUUUUUCUCUUUUUUUGGAAUAUUGUAGAUCUCAGAAAGUUUGUCAUACAUUCAGAAUGUCCUUCUGAAGACUUGUUGUUUUCUUCUUAUGGUCCGAAGAGAAACUUAUAAUCACAUAUUAGAGGGUCCAUAAUGUAUUUACGGUUGAAUAGAUUACAGGGAUAAUUAUUUUUUGCGAGUUUCUAUUUUA
Messenger RNA from Camelina sativa (false flax), 1092 nucleotides. Lineage: Eukaryota; Viridiplantae; Streptophyta; Magnoliopsida; Brassicales; Brassicaceae. The record is from RefSeq and is a predicted model, not a curated record.